This is a messenger RNA of Protobothrops mucrosquamatus (brown spotted pit viper), 669 nucleotides long. Its product is annotated as UDP-glucose:glycoprotein glucosyltransferase 1-like. The transcript is spliced from 5 exons. The record is from RefSeq and is a predicted model, not a curated record. Gene Ontology annotation, molecular function: UDP-glucose:glycoprotein glucosyltransferase activity. Gene Ontology annotation, cellular component: endoplasmic reticulum. The annotation marks the transcript as partial. NCBI's taxonomy places the organism in Eukaryota, Metazoa, Chordata, Lepidosauria, Squamata, Viperidae.
AAGUCCAGUAAUUUUAUCCGGAUUGGUGUGAUUAACAAUCCCAGUGAAGACCCAGCAACUGAAACCACAAUUAUUGCCAGGGCCAUAUGGGCAGCCUUGCAGACACAGACAUCAAACAACGCCAAAAAUUUUAUCACAAAAUUACUUAAAGAGGAGAAUGCAAAGAUGCUGGAGGCUGGAACAGAUAUCACAGAAUUUGCUGUUGGAGGUAUGGAAAUCAAUACAUUUAAAGCAGCUCUUGAUGCUCCUGAAGUGGAUUUUAUCCUUUCACAUGCUGUGUACUGCAGGGAUGUUCUUAAACUGAAGAAAGGCCAGAGAGCGGUGAUUAGCAACGGAAGGAUUAUUGGUCCAUUGGAAGCUGGGGAGCUUUUUAACCAGGAUGACUUCCACUUGCUAGAAAAUAUUAUUUUAAAGACAUCUGGUCAGAAAAUAAAAUCUCACGUACAACAGUUAGGAGUGGAAGAAGAUCUUGCAAGUGACCUUGUCAUGAAGGUGGAUGCUCUUCUGUCUGCACAACCAAAGGGAGAGGCCAGGAUUGAAUAUCAAUUCUUUGAGGAUAGAUACAGUGCAAUUAAGUUGAGACCAAAAGAGGGAGAAAUAUAUUUUGAUGUUGUGGCUAUUGUUGAUCCUGCCACUAGAGAGGCACAAAGACUUGCUCCACUGCUUAUG